Cydia amplana is the source of this 1585-nucleotide messenger RNA. RefSeq names its product matrix metalloproteinase-25-like. The record is from RefSeq and is a predicted model, not a curated record. The transcript has 11 exons. Gene Ontology annotation, molecular function: metalloendopeptidase activity; zinc ion binding. Lineage: Eukaryota; Metazoa; Arthropoda; Insecta; Lepidoptera; Tortricidae. The coding region runs from base 34 to 1563 and encodes 509 amino acids. Gene Ontology annotation, biological process: collagen catabolic process; proteolysis; extracellular matrix organization. Gene Ontology annotation, cellular component: extracellular matrix.
ACUUGUGGUAUCAGUGCUUUGUGUCCCGUCGUCAUGGGCAGACGUCUGCUGUUAUGUCUGCUCCUGGUUUCUGUGAAGUGUCGGACCAUCUAUGUUGAGGAUGCCAGGCCUACGGAGGAAGAGGUGUCGUUCAUGAAACGAUACGGUUACCUGCCAGAAGUAGCCGAAGGGACAUCGUCUUUGGAUUUCUCCUACACACCGCUGUCCAUCACGGAGGCGGUACGGCGGAUGCAAGCGUUCGCUGGCCUCUCGCCCAGCGGAGUCAUCGACCAUGAUACGAAACAACUGUUCAAGAAAAAGCGGUGUGGUGUCAAAGACAUCAUUACCACAUCGUCCAGGUCAAGACGAUACGUCACACGCGAAGCAUGGACCAAAAAACACGUCACGUACAGGGUGCUCAACGGCUCCAGAACGUUAGAGAAGCAUCGCGUGGAACGGCAGAUGGCAGCCGCGCUGGCGGUCUGGGCGCCGCACGCAGGGCUCAACAUCACCCGCCUAGACACGGGGAAGGCCGACAUUGAGGUCUCUUUCGUCACCUUGGACCACGGGGAUGGGUCUCCAUUCGACGGCCCAGGGCAGGUGGUUGCGCACGCCUUCUGCCCUCCGCUCGGUGAUUUGCAUUUCGACGAUGAUGAGAUCUGGAGCGAGUACCCCGCCGACGACGAGGAAGACGAGGAGUCGACGGACUUGUUCGCCGCGGCCGUCCACGAGAUCGGGCACGCGCUCGGCCUUGCGCACUCGGACGUGCGGGCUUCCGUCAUGUACCCGUACUACCGGGCGCGGGUGCAGAGCCUGUACGAGGACGAUAUCUUGGGCAUGCGGGCGCUGUACAUGAAAGGUCAGCAAGCCGCGACCUCCGCCCUCACCGUACAAACAGAGAACCCGAUGGCGCCGCGGUUCUCCCUAGACCCUGGCGUGACUGAUGAGGAGGACGUACCCGACCUGUGCUACACCAACUUCGACACCAUUCAGGUGUUGCAGGGGAAAAUCUACGUAUUCGAAGAGGAGUGGAUGUGGGUGCUCAGCGAGCGCAAGGAGAUUGAUCCUGGGUACCCGAAGCGCUUCCACGACGUGUUCAUUGGCUUGCCAGAACACGUCGACGUAGUUAGGACGAUUUACGAGAAACGGAAUGGAAAUAUCGUCAUAUUCAAAGACAAGCAGUACUGGGAGUUCGGCCCCGACUUCCGCCUGAUCAAACGCGGCCGCCUCCGAGACUACCGCCUGUCGGGGCGCCUGCGGGAACUAACUACGAUCUUCCUGUCCAAUUACAACAAUAAGACAUACCUUAUAGACUCUGAGCGCUUCUGGCGAUUCAAUGAGGACACGUGGACUAUGGAUAAAGGGUAUCCUAAAAGUAUGUCAGCGUGGAGAGACCUCCCGUACCCUGUGGAUUCCGCUAUUAUUUGGAAGGGAGAUACGUACUUCUUCCGUGGCCCCCGCUUCUGGCGUUUCGACAACGCUCAGGUCCGCGCGCACCCCUACUACCCGCUGUUCACGGCUCAGAUCUGGUUCCCGUGCCAGCCCACGCCAGAUAUGGAGCAGUAUACCAAGAACGAAGACUAAUAUAAUGUACCGCCUAACAUAC